Molecule: messenger RNA, 4112 nt
Organism: Chelonia mydas (Green sea turtle)
Lineage: Eukaryota; Metazoa; Chordata; Testudines; Cheloniidae
Gene: BICDL2
Product: BICD family like cargo adaptor 2
Exons: 8
Coding region: 538-2223 (561 amino acids)
Biological process (GO): Golgi to secretory granule transport; vesicle transport along microtubule
Source: RefSeq, a predicted model, not a curated record
CGACUUCUGCUCCUGCCGGUGGGGGCUUGACCCCCCCUCCCGGCCCCUAUUCCGACUCCUUCCCCAAAUCCCGCCCCGGCCCCACCUCCUCCCCCGAGCGCCCCGCUCCCCGCUCGGCGUGGCUGCGCGGGGGGCAGAGCACCCCACCCCGGAGCACCCACGGCGCCCGCACCUAUGGGUGGAAGGAGGGAAGGGGGCGGGGCCGGAGAAGGGGGGGGCAGGACUCGCUCACCUGUGCCGGCCCCUUGGGGGCGGGGGGAGGGAUCGGGAAAUAAACAGGAACUGAGCCCUGGGUACCUGCCGCUCCGAUCCAGAGGGGACGAGAACCCAGGAGUCCUGACCCCCACCAGGCUGAGCCCCCCUGCACCCCUCCUUUCCUCCCCUUCCUAGGGGCCAGAAACCCGCCCCUCCCCCUCCGGGCAGGUAGAACCCAGACGUCCUGCCCCCCAUUUCUCAACUGGGUGUAGCGAACCCAGGCGUCCUGCCCCCCAUUCCCAUCCAGUGGGAGAGAACCCAGGCGUCCUGCACCCCCCAUCCAUGUCAACCCCCUCGCCGUACCCCGAGGAGGAGGCGCGGGGCCCCCCCUUCCUGCCGACGCCCCCCGCGCUGGGCGAGGAGUUCUACCCCUUCGCCACGGAGCGGCGGGGGGGCCCCGGGGCGGGGGCCGGGGGGGACCCCGACCCCGCCGACCCCGGGCUGCUGCUGCAGCGCAAGGAGCAGGACUUGCUGCUGGCCGCCGAGCUGGGCAAGAUGCUGCUCGAGCAGAACGAGGAGCUGCGGGGGCGCUGCCAGGCCCUGGCCCGGGACCACGCGGCCGCCCUGGAGAGGCUGGAGCAGGAGAAGUACGAGCUGCGCCGGCGGCUGGCGUCGGGGGUGGCCGAGUGGCAGACGCGGGGGGCGGAGCUGGAGGGGGACCUGGCGGCCCUACGAGCCCAGCUGGGCCACCAGCGGCUGGAGCAGCAGGACACCAGCCGGGAGAGCUCCCACGUGGCGCAGGAGCUGUCGGAGCAGAACCAGCGCCUAGCCGAGCAGCUGAGCCAGGCCUCCCAGCUGGAGCAACAGCUGCAGGACGAGCUGAUGGCCUUGCGGGUUGAGAAUCGCACCCUGGGGAUGAGCAGCGCCGAGCACGCGGCCCAGACCCAGAGCCUGCAGGCCGAGAACCUGAUGCUGCAGGAGCGGAAGCAGGAGCUGGAGCGUCAGACCCGGCAGCGGCGGGAGGAGACCGAGGCCGUGCAGGGGCUGGUGGAGACGCUGCACGAGAACCUCCUGCUCCUGCGCCGGGAGCUGCACGAGAAGGAGCUGCAGGCCCAGCAGCUCCGGGCCGAGGCAGAGGAGCUCCGAGUCUCCAACAGGUGGCUCCAGCGCCGGGUGAGGGAGAUGACGGAUGAGAUUCGUCUCCACGACUCGGAUGCCUCGGUCGCCUCCCUGCAGUCAGAAAUUGAGCAGAGCGGCGAGGGGAGCCCGGAGCAGAACGGGGGGCCUGCUAAGCCCCUGGCCAGGACCGUCUCCGAGGCUGCCCCUGGGGGUCCGAAGACCCCAGCCCGGGGGUCGGAAGAGGAGGGUGAAUAUGCUAAAAGGAUCUUGGCUCUGAACCAACUGGAUCAAGACCUGCUGAGACAGAAAGAGGUGGAGAUACAAAAACUCCAUGACCAGGUGAGUGUAUGGGGGCGGGGGCGGGGGGCUCUCUCCUCGCUGGGGUGGGAGGCCAUAAGUGGGACCCCGGGUGGGGGGCAUGGGGGGCUCCCCAGCAGGGGGCGCUCUCCCUGCCCUACCCCCUCUCUCUGCCCCCAGCUGACCCUGCAGCACGUGGAGCUUUGCAGCCUGCGGGGGGAGCUGGCGAGCCAGAGACGCCUCUUCCAGGAGAGCGACCGGGACGAGACCCUCAAACUGGCCGUGGCCGAUCGGGACGAAGCCAUAAUAAAGAAGGGCCAGAUGGAGCUGGAGCUGGCCCAGGUCUCUCUGGAGCGGGACUCCAUGAGCCAACAGCUGCUUGCCGCCAUCCGCCAGAAGAUGGCGCUGUCCCAGGAGCUGGAGGGCUGGCAGGACGACAUGGAGUUCAUUAUCAAGCAGCAGCUGAAGCUCCAGCGGCAGCAAGAAGGGAUCCCCAUGUCCCCCCCGGCUCCCUCCAGGACCCCGGAGCAGGCCAAGACCUCGCCUUUCUUUCGGCGCGGGAACAGUGCCCCCAGUGGCACCAGCUUCCUAUCGCUCUUCAAAAAAAGCUGAGACACUGGGGGCUGGUUCUGGAGGUUCUAGGGAGUGGAGAGGCAGAGGGGUCAGGAUGGGGUGAGUGGACACAACACACCAGCACCAAACAAAGGACGCGGCCAAACCGGCUGGUUACCGAGGUGCCACUGAGAUGAGUCUUGGGUAACUAGCUGCAAGGUCACUCAACAGGAGGUUCUAGGUCACUCAGCUAGAGAGUCCGUCCAGAGGAUUUGCAGGCACGCCACUGCAAGUCCCAGCUUUCCAAAACCGUCCCCUCUCAAUUGCCCAAGUUGAUGUUCUAGGUGGGUCAACAGCCAUUCUAGGUCCUCAACCUCCUAGGUUUAAUGCUGCAUGUUGAACAAGCAAUUGCUGCUCUAGGUUGCCCAAUCCUAUCUGACUGGGUCAUCUGCAGUAGCAGCCCAGAGGUUUUCUUAUUGCACAAUCUGUUGGCUAACUAACCAGCUGUUUGCUCCAUAUUGGCUGCACUAGGGUUCUAGAUUAUCCUACUGAGUGACCUAUAUUGGCCAGCUUUAUACAACUGGAUAUGCAGUAUUGACCAACCCCGAGUUCCCUGUUAUCCUACUGCAUAAUCUAGGUUGGCCAACUCUAUUCAACUGGAUUCUCCAUAUUGAACACACUAGGGUUCUAGGUUAUCUUACCAGGUUAUCCAACCCUUCUCACCAUGGCUUGACAAACUGGAUGGUGCUGAUUAGCCAAAUGAAUGUUUCAUGUGAGCCAAUUGAGUGUUCUAGGUUAGGCUACUGGAUGUGCAAGGAUACCCAGACGUCCCUUUCUAAAUUGGCCAGUUGGAUUAUCUGUGGUGGUAACAGUUAUGGUGCGUGAUCCUAGCCGGGGUUCUUGGUUACACCGUUCACUCCAAGUGGAUGCACCCUGUUGACAAAGACAUGGUCCUACAUCAUAUCCUGUUUGGAGUUCUAGAUCAGAGAACUCACCUCAAGUGGACUCUUCAUUGCUGGCAAAUCCUCCUGCCCCUCUAUGCUUCCCAACGGGAGGUUUGGUGUCAGCCAACUGACACUUCUAGAUCACCCUACAUCCUGUUCUAGAUUAGCCCGCUCUUCACUCCCUUGCCCAUGGAUCUCUAGCUACCAAGAUGCAUUGCUCAUCUGUGUUUUUCAGAUGAGGACUCAGGACUAACGUGUAUUAUGGACAGACAGAAGGUGCAGAAUAAGGCAUCUGUAAAAAUAUCUGCUUCAGGUUUGGUGGGGAGGUUCUAGGUGACUCAAUACAAGGCACAAAAGGUGGCUGGCCAGAACACUAGAGAAGCCAAGAGAAAAGCGGCCAUGUAAUAACCCUCAGCACUGGCCCUUAGCCAGCACCUUCCACUUGAUUAGCACUUUAUUAACACUGAUUAACCCCCUCAACCCAGCCCCCGUAAACUGAGUUCCUACCCUUAUCCCCACUUCACACGGGGCAAACUGAGGCACAGAUAGGCGAAGGGACUUGACCAAGGUCACGCAGUGGCAGAGAAGAGACCCCAGGAGUCCUGAUGCCCAGCCCCCUCUGCCGGUCUAACCCACUAGGCCCUACUCCCCUUCCACGAAGCACCCUCUUAACUGCUACUUUGGGCGAGUAUUUCCCGCUCAAGCCGCAGAACUUGUGAGGUUCUAGAUUCUCUCACACACGCAGAGCAGGGCUCACCCCCCUCCAGCCGGGGGCAGAAUAUUUUGCUACCUUAUCUGCUCAGGGUGCCCCGUGCACCUUGGGUUAUUAUAGGAUCAAAGGUCUAUCUAGCGACCCAGGGAACACGCUCCCUUACUAACCACGGUGACGCAGAGGCUGUCGGUCUCUAGUUAACGCGCUCGGGUUGUGACCGGGGAUUUUUCUAUCCCGCUGCCUUGUGCAGGUAUCAUUUGCACCGAGCAAGUAUAGAGAGAGAUGGUUACUAA